Molecule: messenger RNA, 1422 nt
Organism: Cephus cinctus (wheat stem sawfly)
Lineage: Eukaryota; Metazoa; Arthropoda; Insecta; Hymenoptera; Cephidae
Gene: rho-7
Product: presenilins-associated rhomboid-like protein, mitochondrial
Exons: 8
Coding region: 226-1248 (340 amino acids)
Cellular component (GO): membrane
Molecular function (GO): serine-type endopeptidase activity
Source: RefSeq, a predicted model, not a curated record
AUAGCUUACAGCAUAUCAUGAAGAUUUUAGAACACGCGGAGUCUCCAGAAGUGUACAAGAUUGCGGAUAUUUUCGGUGUGCUGUCAAAAUCUCGAUACGCGAAGUUUCUUAGUAGCCUGUAACUAGAAUCUUAAUAAACUUCACGAAUUAUGUGUUAUUUCUAAUUAUAAAUCUAAUACACAAAUACAGAAAUUAAUUUUUAAAUACUACCAAAAUAUUUUAAAUAUGGCAACGCUUCGAGCUGUAUUGCACUUUGGUGAUACCUCAGGUAAAUGUUUCCUUACGGCAGCGUCCUGCCGGAGGGCCAAAUUUGAGCCGCAGACUACCCUGAAGCACAUUCGAUGCUUUCGCCGAUUUAGAGAUUCUUCGAAGCAAAUUGAUAGUCCUAUCCCGAAUGUGCAAAUUGAAUCAGGCCCUAUGCACUUCAGUAGACUAUGGAAACCCUUUGGGUUUACCGUUAUGUUCAGUGGUGCUACAAUAGUUGGUGCAGCUAUCUGGGAAUAUGAGAAGAUUCGGAAACAAACAUAUAGAGUCAUCAAUCAAUAUCAGCAGUAUCGAAUUAGAAAAAUUGGAUGGAGAGGAGAGAUGGAAAAUUGGUGGAGAAGCUUAACAGAUGGGCAAAAAAUAUUUGUACCUAUAUGUUUCAUAAAUGUUCUGAUAUUCUGUGCCUGGAGAAUACCAUCAUUUCAGGGCACAAUGCUUCGUUACUUCUGUGCAAAUCCAGCUUCGAGUGCAACAUGUUGGCCUAUGUUACUUUCAACAUUUUCACAUUACUCAAUACUUCAUUUGGCUGCAAACAUGUAUGUACUGCACAGCUUUAGCACUGCUGCAGUAGCUGCUCUUGGCAAAGAACAAUUUAUGGCACUGUAUCUAUCCAGUGGAGUUAUUUCUAGUUUUAUCAGCCAUGUCUACAAAACUGCUUUCUCUCGACCUGGUCUCUCUCUUGGAGCUUCCGGAGCUAUCAUGGGGAUUUUAGGAUUUGUGUGUACUCAUUAUCCGGAUACACGACUCAGUAUUAUCUUUUUACCCAUGUAUACUUUCACAGCAGGCGCGGCAAUCAAAGUUUUAAUAGGUAUGGAUCUUGCGGGUUGUGCUUUGGGGUGGCGGUACUUCGACCAUGCCGCGCAUUUAGGUGGUGCUUUGUGGGGAAUAUUCUGGCAAAUGUGGGGUAACAUCAACAUCUGGCAAAAACGCGAGCCUGUUUUGACGUUUUGGCACGAAUUGCGUAAUCCACCACGAUCUCCUUAACGAUGAUUUCUUUUAUAGAGCGUCCUUCGAUACUGGUAGAGUAUCAGCUUACUUAAAACCAUGUACAUUUUGUAAAACAUUAUUUAUGCAAGUGAUGAAAGAAUAUGAACAAGAAUUAAUAUUGUUGUCAGAAAGAGAUAUAUUAACAAUAUAUUUUUAUUGUUGAACCUUUAA